This is a messenger RNA of Grammomys surdaster, 6316 nucleotides long. It is a transcript of the gene Clasp2, whose product is annotated as cytoplasmic linker associated protein 2. Lineage: Eukaryota; Metazoa; Chordata; Mammalia; Rodentia; Muridae. The coding region runs from base 234 to 4712 and encodes 1492 amino acids. Gene Ontology annotation, cellular component: microtubule organizing center; cytoplasmic microtubule; mitotic spindle. Gene Ontology annotation, molecular function: microtubule binding. Gene Ontology annotation, biological process: mitotic spindle assembly. The record is from RefSeq and is a predicted model, not a curated record. The transcript is spliced from 37 exons.
ACGCGCGCGCUGACGUCGCCGGCAGCCGCAGCCUCUGAAGCGGGGCUGGGACCGGGGGGCGCCGAGUUUGAUUAGUUUAGGGGGGCCGUCCCCCGCCGGCCGCCGCGCCCCAGGGAGCGGCGCCUCUGGGUGGCGGGCGCGUCCCGGAGGCUUCACCGCCGCGGCUCGGCGGUGCUGCGAGGAAAGUUGGCGGCUGAGGGGCGACGGGCGGCUGAGGGGCGGCGGGCGCGGCCAUGGAGCCCCGCGGCGCGGAGUACUUCAGCGCCCAAGUGCUGCAGAAGGACGUGAGCGGCCGGCUGCAGGCGGGCGAGGAGCUGCUGCUCUACCUCGGCGCGCCCGGCGCCAUCCCGGAUCUGGAGGACGACCCGAGCCGCCUGGCUAAGAUCGUGGACGCGCUCACCGGCUGGGUGGGCUCGAGCAACUACCGGGUAUCAUUAUUAGGAUUGGAGAUUUUAAGUGCCUUUGUGGAUAGAUUGUCAACACGAUUUAAAUCUUAUGUAACAAUGGUUACCACAGCUUUAAUAGACAGAAUGGGAGAUGCCAAAGACAAAGUUCGAGAAGAAGCUCAGAAUCUGACACUGAAGCUGAUGGAUGAGGUGGCACCACCUAUGUACAUCUGGGAGCAUCUGGCCUCUGGCUUCAAGCACAAGAACUUUCGAUCUCGAGAAGGCAUGUGCCUGUGUCUUAUUGAAACCUUGAACAUCUUUGGGACUCAACCACUGGUCAUCAGCAAGUUGGUGCCUCAUUUAUGUGUCUUAUUUGGAGAUUCUAACAGUCAGGUGAGAAAUGCUGCAAUAUCAGCUGCAGUGGAGAUUUAUAGACACGUCGGAGAGAAGCUGAGGACUGAUUUAUGUAAAAGAGACAUUCCCCCUGCUAGAUUAGAAAUGAUACUUGCCAGAUUUGAUGAAGUUCAAAGUUCCGGUGGUAUGAUUCUGAGUGUCUGCAAAGAUAAAAGCUUUGAUGAUGAGGAAUCAGUGGAUGGAAACAGGCCAUCAUCAGCUGCUUCAGCCUUCAAGGUUCCUGCACCUAAAACACCUGGAAAUCCUGUCAACAGUGCAAGAAAGCCUGGUUCAGCAGGUGGCCCUAAGGUUGGAGGUACUUCUAAAGAAGGAGGGGCCGGAGCAGUUGAUGAAGAUGAUUUUAUAAAAGCUUUUACAGAUGUUCCUUCUAUUCAGAUCUAUUCUAGUCGAGAACUUGAAGAAACGUUAAAUAAGAUCAGGGAAAUUUUGUCAGAUGACAAGCAUGACUGGGACCAGCGUGCCAAUGCACUUAAGAAAAUCAGAUCACUACUUGUUGCUGGAGCUGCACAGUAUGACUGCUUUUUCCAGCAUUUACGUUUGUUGGAUGGAGCACUUAAGCUGUCCGCUAAGGACCUCAGAUCCCAGGUGGUCAGAGAAGCUUGCAUCACUGUUGCCCACCUUUCAACGGUUUUGGGAAACAAGUUUGAUCACGGCGCCGAAGCCAUCGUACCUACGCUUUUUAAUCUUGUCCCCAAUAGUGCCAAAGUCAUGGCCACUUCUGGAUGUGCAGCGAUCAGAUUUAUUAUUCGGCAUACCCAUGUACCCCGACUUAUACCUUUAAUAACAAGCAACUGCACAUCAAAGUCAGUUCCUGUGAGGAGACGUUCAUUUGAAUUUUUAGAUUUGCUUCUGCAAGAGUGGCAGACUCAUUCACUGGAAAGACAUGCAGCCGUUUUGGUUGAAACUAUUAAGAAGGGAAUUCAUGAUGCUGAUGCUGAGGCCAGAGUGGAGGCAAGAAAGACAUAUAUGGGUCUUAGAAACCACUUUCCUGGUGAAGCUGAAACGUUGUACAACUCCCUUGAGCCAUCAUAUCAGAAAAGUCUUCAAACGUACUUAAAGAGUUCUGGAAGUGUAGCUUCUCUUCCACAGUCAGACAGGUCCUCAUCUAGCUCACAAGAAAGUCUCAACCGUCCUUUUUCUUCUAAAUGGUCAACAGCAAAUCCUUCAACUGUAGCUGGAAGAGUAUUGGUGGGUGGCAGCAAAGCCAGCCCCCUUCCAGGAAGCCUGCAGCGUUCUCGAAGUGACAUUGAUGUGAAUGCGGCAGCUGGUGCCAAGGCGCAUCAUGCAGCUGGACAGGCUGUGCGAAGUGGGCGUUUAGGUGCAGGUGCCCUGAAUCCAGGUUCCUAUGCAUCACUAGGUCGGGUGAGAGCCAAGCUUUCUACACCGCUUGUUGCAGUGGGAAAUGCCAAGACUGACUCUAGAGGGAGAAGCCGGACAAAAAUGGUGUCUCAGUCCCAGCCUGGCAGCCGAUCUGGGUCUCCAGGAAGAGUUCUAACCACAACAGCCCUCUCUACUGUGAGCUCUGGUGCUCAACGAGUCCUGGUCAAUUCAGCUUCAGCACAGAAGAGAAGCAAGAUACCAAGGAGCCAGGGCUGCAGCAGAGAGGCCAGCCCAUCUAGGCUUUCAGUGGCCCGCAGCAGCCGUAUUCCUCGGCCGAGUGUGAGUCAAGGCUGUAGCCGGGAAGCUAGCCGAGAGAGCAGCAGGGACACGAGUCCGGUCCGCUCUUUCCAGCCGCUUGGUCCUGGAUAUGGGAUCAGCCAGUCAAGCCGGUUGUCUUCUUCUGUCAGCGCCAUGCGGGUCCUAAACACGGGCUCUGAUGUAGAGGAGGCGGUCGCUGAUGCCUUGAAAAAACCUGCUCGAAGAAGGUAUGAAUCAUACGGAAUGCACUCAGAUGAUGAUGCCAACAGCGAUGCUUCUAGUGCGUGUUCAGAACGCUCCUAUAGCUCUCGAAAUGGUAGUAUUCCUACCUACAUGAGACAGACAGAAGACGUGGCAGAAGUCCUCAACAGAUGUGCUAGUUCCAAUUGGUCAGAGAGGAAAGAAGGCCUCUUGGGUCUGCAGAACUUGUUAAAAAACCAGAGAACGCUAAGUCGAGUUGAACUGAAAAGAUUAUGUGAAAUUUUCACAAGAAUGUUUGCAGAUCCUCAUGGCAAGAGAGUGUUCAGCAUGUUUCUGGAGACUCUAGUAGAUUUCAUACAAGUCCACAAAGACGAUCUUCAAGAUUGGUUGUUUGUACUGCUGACACAGCUGCUGAAAAAAAUGGGUGCUGAUUUGCUUGGUUCUGUUCAAGCAAAAGUUCAGAAAGCCCUUGAUGUUACAAGAGAAUCUUUUCCAAAUGAUCUUCAGUUUAAUAUCCUAAUGAGAUUUACAGUUGACCAGACCCAAACGCCAAGCUUGAAGGUGAAGGUGGCUAUCCUUAAGUACAUAGAAACUCUGGCAAAGCAGAUGGACCCAGGAGAUUUUAUAAAUUCCAGUGAGACUCGCCUGGCAGUAUCUCGGGUCAUCACUUGGACGACAGAGCCCAAAAGCUCUGAUGUCCGAAAGGCAGCACAGUCAGUGCUGAUUUCUUUAUUUGAACUCAAUACCCCAGAGUUUACAAUGUUAUUAGGAGCUUUACCAAAAACUUUCCAGGAUGGUGCUACUAAACUUCUUCACAAUCACCUUCGAAACACUGGCAAUGGCACCCAGAGUUCCAUGGGGAGUCCUUUGACGAGACCAACACCUCGGUCACCAGCCAACUGGUCCAGUCCUCUUACUUCUCCUACCAACACGUCACAGAAUACGUUAUCUCCAAGUGCAUUUGAUUAUGACACAGAGAACAUGAAUUCUGAAGACAUUUACAGCUCCCUUAGAGGUGUCACUGAGGCAAUCCAGAAUUUCAGCUUCAGAAGCCAAGAAGAUAUGAGCGAGCCACUGAAGAGGGACCCUAAAAAAGAGGAUGGUGACGCAAUAUGUGGUGGUCCCGGGAUGUCAGAUCCAAGGGCAGGAGGUGAUGCCACGGACUCCAGCCAGACAGCUCUUGAUAAUAAAGCGUCUUUGCUCCACUCAAUGCCACUCCACUCCUCUCCACGCUCCCGAGACUAUAAUCCAUACAACUACUCAGAUAGCAUCAGUCCCUUCAACAAGUCUGCCCUCAAGGAAGCCAUGUUUGAUGAUGAUGCCGACCAAUUUCCUGACGAUCUUUCCUUAGACCAUUCUGACCUAGUUGCAGAGUUGUUGAAGGAGCUGUCCAACCAUAAUGAACGUAUAGAAGAAAGAAAAAUUGCCCUGUAUGAACUCAUGAAGCUAACCCAAGAAGAAUCUUUCAGUGUUUGGGAUGAACACUUCAAAACAAUAUUAUUGUUAUUGCUUGAGACCCUUGGGGAUAAAGAGCCUACAAUCAGGGCCUUGGCAUUAAAAGUCUUAAAAGAAAUCUUAAGGCAUCAACCAGCAAGAUUCAAAAACUAUGCAGAGCUAACUGUCAUGAAAACCUUGGAAGCACAUAAAGAUCCUCACAAAGAGGUGGUGAGGUCUGCUGAGGAAGCUGCCUCUGUGUUGGCCACUUCCAUCAGUCCAGAGCAGUGCAUCAAAGUGCUUUGUCCCAUCAUACAGACCGCUGACUACCCAAUUAACCUAGCUGCAAUCAAAAUGCAAACCAAGGUGAUAGAGAGAGUAUCCAAGGAGACUCUUAACGUGCUCUUACCGGAGAUCAUGCCAGGUCUGAUACAGGGUUACGAUAAUUCAGAAAGCAGUGUCCGGAAAGCUUGUGUCUUCUGCCUGGUGGCUGUCCAUUCGGUGAUUGGUGAUGAGCUAAAGCCACACCUCAGUCAACUCACUGGGAGUAAAAUGAAGCUGCUGAACCUUUACAUCAAACGUGCACAGACGGGCUCUGCAGGAGGUGAGCCCACUACCGACGUUUCUGGACAGAGUUAGUGCUGCGGAUGGAGCCUCCCAGGUCUCGGAAAGGACAACCGCCUGCCCUCCUCGAGGAAAGGAAACUCAAGUACAGCUUUGGGACUCAGCUACGGUUUCCCAGUUCUAGCUUUCUGUUUUGUUCUGUUUUGUAUUUUCUGUAACAGAGGGGCGUCCUCAGUCUGCAUGUAACUUUAUGAUAGUUAUUCCAAGUUCAAGAGAAGCAGUAUUAACAUCAGUUGAUCAGUACAAAGUAAUUUUUUUAAUCUAAUUCACCAUUUCACAUGUUUGUACUUCUUUGUCUUCCCAUUAACCUUUGCCAGUGUUAUGAUUGUAUAAAUUUUUUAAAAUGCUGGUUAAACAGGAAUGCUUAAAGCUUUAAAAGUUUAACAGUCUAAACUUUUUUUUUGCCUUUAUUCAACUGCAGAAGAAUAUUUUUAUUGUUACUUUUGUUCCGUAUCAUGUCCUAUGCUAGAAAUACUGACAAUAAUGUGAGACAAAGCAGGGCUACUUGGAACUCCAGCCAGACUCUGUUGAUGUGGCAGUGGUACAUGUCGUUAGCGGCGACUUCUUUGGGAUGACCUCAAAGAGAAAUGUCAUAGAAUCAGCCAGUUCUGUAAGACUGAUAGUGUCUGUUGGUUCUUGAUCUUGCCACCUUUAUUUAAAGCCGUGUCCCUUCUUUUACCCCGUAAGAAAGCUGCACCAAAUCACCUGCCUAGGUUUCCAUGGGAAUUAUUACAAUGCAAGGUUUUGUUGCAGAGCUUUUUGGUUUAUCUUUGUUGUGAAUGAUGCUUUUUGUUGUAUUUAUUAAUAUCAAAUUCACUUAUGAAUAGACUUGAUAAUGGAAACAGAUGAAAAAAAUCAAGUGCAUGUGUGUCUUUGACUGUUCUGUUUCUCAUUUGAUAAACUAAUUAUUGACAUGGGAGUCAACCAGCACCUUUUAGUUGAAUGGUGGAGUCUGGUUUCCUUUGACCAUGAAAUUGUCUUAUGAAAACACAGAUCCUGAUGAGAGAGAAGCUGGUGCCGAGGCUCUUGUCCAAUGGGCUCACACUCUCUACCUCUUCAGGGCUGACACUUUAACUGACCCGCUGCCUGGAGUGUCUUGGAAAACUACUUCAAAGGUGAUGUUUCGUUACCUUUUAACAUUUUUUAAAAUCACCUCUGCUAAAGUUAUUUUCAUGUGCAGCCAACUUUCAAAUAUUACCAGUUUGGGUGAAAGGCCAAAUGAGGUCAUUUGGAACCAGGAUACUAUUGAUUUUUCAUCUUGACUUUUUUUUAAUCCUAACAUAAGGUGAAUUUGACUGGAAAGCAAAUGGCUAUUAGGGAAGCAGUUUGCUAUUGUUACAGAGUUACCUAUACUUUGUUCAGCUGGAAAAAAAUGUAGAAAUGUAUGUAAAGAACGUAAGCUGAGAGAACUGGACGGAUGAUUGGUCGUAGGCUUUUCCUUUUCUUUGUUUUUGUUCUGUUUUAGCAGCAAGAAGAGAUAUUACUCCAUACCCUCUCCCUACUGGAACAGUUUUGUUUUCUACUGUUAAUGACAUUGUGUAUUUAUAGUUCUAUGCUUACUGUUGUGCAUAUACUGGCAAUAAAACUGUACAUAACAUUACUUGAAAACCUUAACUAUA